Chlorella variabilis is the source of this 3063-nucleotide messenger RNA. RefSeq lists its product as hypothetical. Gene Ontology annotation, molecular function: ubiquitin conjugating enzyme binding; zinc ion binding; ubiquitin protein ligase activity. The transcript is spliced from 5 exons. NCBI's taxonomy places the organism in Eukaryota, Viridiplantae, Chlorophyta, Trebouxiophyceae, Chlorellales, Chlorellaceae. Bases 1 to 3063 code for a protein of 1020 amino acids. Gene Ontology annotation, cellular component: ubiquitin ligase complex; cytoplasm. Gene Ontology annotation, biological process: protein polyubiquitination; ubiquitin-dependent protein catabolic process; positive regulation of proteasomal ubiquitin-dependent protein catabolic process. The record is from RefSeq and is a predicted model, not a curated record.
AUGUAUCUCACGUCCUCAGACCGGCAGCACCUGAGGAGCGCCUGCCUUCGCGGCGAGGCCGCUGCCGCGCUCAAGCUUCUCAAAGCCCGGGCGCACAGCUGGGGGGGAUGCAUCGGUAAGGACGGCGGCAACACCGUGCUGCACUGGCUGUGCAGCGGGGAGGCGCUGGGCCUUGGCGGCUGCCUGCUGCUGGCGCUGGCCCCACACCGCAGCGGCCCCUGGCCCUCGCGGCACCAGAAGCGGCGCGCGCAGCUGCUGGCCUGCCUGCUGCUGCACCAGCCGCGCCUGGCGCUGCUGGCGGGCUGCCGCAACGCGGCGGGGCAGACGCCGCUGCACGCGGCCGUGCACAGCGACAGCCUGCAGGUGCUUGCCCUGCUGCUGGCGGCGUUGCGGCAGGUGUUGGGCCUGGGCAGCGAGCAGCAGCAGGCAGAGGAGGCGGGCGCGGCACCACAAGCACCCGCCGCAGCGCUGCAGCUGCUGCUGAGCGUGCAGGACGGCGCGGGCCUGACCCCGCUCGAGCUGGCCUUGCAGCGGCGCCAGUGGGCGGCGGCGCGGCUGCUGGCGGCGGCCGCCGGCGGCGGCCUGCCGCUGUCGCUGCCACAGAUGGAAGCCUGCAGCCUGGUGCAGCGCAGCCUGGGCGGCGGCGGCGGCGGCGGCUUCAGCCACGGCGGCGGCGGCGGCGGCAGCGCUGCGGGCCUGCCCAGCGGCAUCCACGUGUCCGCCAGCGGCUCCACAGUGACCGAGGCCCUGGGGGGCCUGCUGAGCAAGCUGUGGGAUGCCUUUGGCUCCACCUCGGCUGCAGCAGCGGAGAACCGGGGCGAGGCCGCGCAGCUGGAGCGGCACCAGCAGCAGCAGCGGCAGCAGCAGCAGCAGCAGCAGCAGGAAGGGGCAGCCGGCGACGGCGCCGCGAGCGGCAGCGAGGGGCGGGAGUCGGGCGGGCGCCGCUCGUCGCCGCCGCUGCAGCUUCCGCUGCAGCUGCGGCUGCGCCCGCUGUCGCAAGACGAGGUACUGGAGCUGGCGAGCGAGGCCGAGCAGCGGGCGCCGCCAGCCGCCGCAUCGCCCGCCGCGGCAGCAGCUGAGGGUGUGGGCGGCGCCGCGGUACGCGGCCCUGCGGCCGCGCCCGGCGCUGAGGGCAUCGACUGCACCCUGCUGCGCUGCAUCGUGUGCUUCGAGGACUUUCCUCCCGGCUGGCUCAGCGUACGGCUGCCCUGCGGGCACGCCACCUGCGAUGCCUGCUGGAAGGGAGUUCUGCUGGCCAGCAUAGACGAAGGCGACCCGCGACGCGCCGAGUGCCCCGAGCCCAGCUGCUCCACGCGCCUCCCCUCUGCCGCCGCCGCCCGGCUGCUGCCGCCGGACAGCCUGGCCAGGUUCAGGCUGCUGCUGGCUCAGCGCUACCUGGCCACCCACACGCACACCAUGCGCUGCUGCCCCAGCCCCGAGUGCGGCCAGGCGCUGCACCUGCCGACACGCCGCCUGCCGCCGUCCGCUUCCGCAGCAGACACCGGCGGCGCCCAGAUGGCGGCGCCGGCCCCGGCCUGCAAGACCCCGGCAGCGGCAGAGGGCUCCGCUGCGGCGGGGGCGGCGGCGGCCGAGGAGGAGGCUGCUGCGGCGGCAGCGGUGGUGGGGGCGGCCGGCGAGGCGGGGCUGGAUGCCGAGUGCGGCGCCUGCGGCCGCCGCUUCUGCUGGCGGUGCGGGGAGGUGGCUCACGAGCCGGCCUCGUGCGCCCAGAUGCGGCGGUGGGAGGGGGAGCUGGCAGCGCUGCGGCGGGCCGCCCCCAGCGCCGACCGCGACUGGCUGUCGAGCAACACCAAGCGCUGCCCCAAGUGCAAGGCGCACAUCCAGAAGAGCGGCGGGUGCAACCACCUGACCUGCCGCCAGUGCGGGCACCACUUCUGCUGGGCCUGCGGCCGCGACUGGGCGCACCACUCAACUGAGACCGGCGGCUUCUAUCACUGCUCCCUGGCAGCCGCCGGCGGCGGCACAGACGGCCUGCCAGAGUACAGCGGCAACGCGGGCAGCGCGGGCGGCGGGCUGGCGGGGCCGCUGGCGUGGGUGGCGGGUGCGUGGGCGUCGCUGCGCCUGGCGGCGCAGCAGCACCAGCUGCAGCGCCACCUGCGCCAGUUCCUGCGCCACGCGGGCGGCGGCGGCGCGCUGCGCGGCGCGGCGGCCCACAUGCAGCUGCUGCUGGGCGGCGCCGGCAUGCUGGGGCAGGCGGGCGCUGGCGCCAAGGCAGCUCAGGCAGCCCCAGCCGGCCCCCAGCUGCUGGGCGUGAGCCCCUCAGAUGCCGGCCGCAUGAGCGGCGUGGAGUGGGGAGACCUGGUAGCGGCGGCGGCGGCCUCGGCGGCGGACGCCGUCCCGCCCGCGUCCCUCGCCCUGCCGGCCGCCAAGGCCGGGGCCGAGGCGGCGCUGGCAGCAGCGGUCGCCGGCCCUGCACGCGUGACUGCCGCCGCCAGCAGUACCACCAACAGUACCAACAGCAGUACCACCGCCACGAGCAGUUAUACCGCCACCACCGCCACCAGCGGCGGUUCAGGCAGCGAGGCCGCCUACCUGCUGCAGCUGGCAGAGGCGGUGGCGGCGGCCCGCUCCCUGCUGCAGCACUCGGCCGUGGCGAUGUACCAGCUGCCCUCGGGGCCCCCCCGCCGCCACCUGCAGCACCUGGCCGCCAGCCUGCAGCGGCGGCUGGAGCAGCUGGAGCCGCUGCUGCUGGCGCUGCCGGAGAGGGAGGGCAUCCCGGCGCUGGACCACAGGCGGGACGAGCAGCACGGCACGGAGCAUGGCGGUACCGGCGGUACCGGCAUUACCGGCGGCGGCGGCGGGCUCACCGGCUGGCUGCUGUCCCGCCUGUACGGCGUGGAGCCUCCCGCCGCCACGGCGCCGCCGCCCGGCGCCCCCGAGCGCCACCCCGCCCUGGCGGCCCUGCCCGGCGACGUGCUCCUGCAGCAGCUGCACUUUGCGGCGGCGGUGCACCAGCAGCGGGCGGCGGUGCGGGCUGGCGUGGCCGCGCUGCAUCGCGACAUGCGCCAGAUGGUGGCCGCCGCGCGCGCGGGCCUGUACGCCUGA